UUAGUGGGGAGAAAUGUGAAGAGAGGAGGAAUACAAUUCCUCAUAUUAUUUGUACAGCUACGUUAAGAAGCUGAGACGAAUGUGAGAAUUCAACUAUCAACCUCACUUGUCAAACAAAGCCCUGUCUCCUCCUUCCUGUUUCUCUUUCUCUUCUUCUACCAUAAUACGGAUUUCUUCACCAAAUUGGGUUGCUAAGGUUUGUUUGAUCUCAUUUCUAUGAUCUGGGUCUGUUUUUGUUUUCCGCUGUUUGAGCUUGAAAUGCAGUUUUCAGUGUCUUCGAUCCGUUGUUUCUUUGAGUUUUGAUUUAUCAGAUCAUAGUUCACAAGGAUCGCUUUUGGUGCUGUAUCUUGAACCAAAUUCUUGUUGACUCUGCACCAAGUUUGGAAGAUGGCAUCGGGUCAAUGGUCCAUUGAGAAGAGAUCUAGUUUUAGGAAUGACUCGUUUGCAAGGGAGUAUGUGACUGUGCCUGAAACUGGGUGUCUGUCAAUUGUUGUGCUUGGUGCCUCUGGUGAUCUAGCCAAGAAGAAAACUUUUCCUGCUCUCUACAAUCUCUAUCGCCAGGGAUUUUUGCAACCAGAUGAGGUACACAUUUUUGGCUAUGCAAGGUCUAAGAUUUCAGAUGAUGAGCUGAGAAAGCGCAUUCGGGGAUACCUCCUCAAUGAUAAAAAUGCUUCACCAGAACAAUCAGAAGAUGUAUCAAAGUUUUUACAACUGAUUAAAUAUGUUAAUGGUUCAUAUGAUACCGAGGAAGGCUUUCAGCUAUUGGACAAGGAAAUUUCAGAGCAUGAAAUCUCAAAAAAUAGUCAAGAAGGAUCAUCUCGGAGGCUCUUUUAUUUUGCACUUCCACCAUCAGUAUAUCCAUCUGUCUGCAGGAUGAUCAAAAAAUGUUGCAUGAAUAAAUCUGAUCUUGGUGGAUGGACUCGGAUUGUUGUUGAGAAGCCAUUUGGUAAAGAUUUAGAUUCUGCAGAGGAACUCAGUGCCCAGAUUGGAGAGUUGUUUGAUGAACCACAAAUUUACCGUAUUGAUCACUAUUUGGGAAAGGAAUUGGUGCAGAACAUGCUGGUACUCCGUUUUGCAAAUCGCUUCUUUUUGCCCCUAUGGAAUCGUGACAACAUUGCUAAUGUACAGAUUGUGUUUAGGGAGGAUUUUGGAACUGAAGGUCGUGGUGGAUAUUUCGAUGAAUAUGGAAUUAUUCGCGAUAUUAUCCAAAAUCAUCUCUUGCAAGUUCUUUGUCUUGUUGCAAUGGAGAAGCCUGUCUCACUCAAACCUGAGCACAUCCGUGAUGAGAAAGUGAAGGUUCUUCAAUCAGUACUUCCAAUCAAGGAUGAAGAGGUUGUCCUUGGACAAUAUGAAGGUUACAGAGAUGAUCCAACAGUUCCUGACCACUCAAACACCCCAACAUUUGCAACUGUUAUUCUUCGGAUACAUAAUGAAAGAUGGGAAGGUGUCCCAUUUAUAUUAAAGGCAGGGAAAGCAUUAAAUUCAAGAAAGGCAGAGAUACGUGUUCAGUUGAAGGAUGUUCCUGGCGAUAUAUUCAGAUGUAAAAAGCAAGGGAGAAAUGAAUUUGUUAUUCGCCUGCAACCUUCUGAAGCCAUUUACAUGAAGCUAACAGUCAAGCAACCUGGCCUUGAGAUGCAAACAGUACAAAGUGAACUGGACUUGUCAUACGGGCAACGUUAUCAAGGAGUUACCAUCCCAGAGGCUUAUGAACGUCUUAUUCUUGAUACGAUAAGAGGUGAUCAACAGCAUUUUGUUCGCAGGGACGAGUUGAAGGCUGCAUGGGAAAUUUUCACACCUCUUCUUCAUAGAAUCGACAAUGGUGAAUACACACCAAUUCCAUAUCAACCAGGCAGCCGGGGUCCUGCAGAAGCAGACGAGCUGCUUUCUAACGCUGGUUAUAUCCAAACACAUGGAUACAUAUGGAUUCCUCCCUCCUUGUAGAAAUGUAGAAUGCAUAGAAGUAUUUCAAAAGUUUCCUCAAAGCUUGAAGAUGGUACAUCAAUAAUGUCUACCCACGUUACCCAUCCCUUCCUUUUAAGGGCUUGCCUAGCUUAAGUGCAUAUGCCCUAUGUACUGUAUUUCAAAAGUAUGUUUACCCUAGGAGGCUUUGUUCCUUACUUCCACGGUCUGGUUUGCAGUAUGAACCCCUGAAUAUAUGCGGUUUGCGAGAGCAUGUUUAAUAAAUAAUGAUACUGUUA
Messenger RNA from Rubroshorea leprosula, 2198 nucleotides. The record is from the annotation of a GenBank genome assembly. NCBI's taxonomy places the organism in Eukaryota, Viridiplantae, Streptophyta, Magnoliopsida, Malvales, Dipterocarpaceae.